UUCCGUUGGAUGAAGCAGUCGGCGCCUGGGAGCGCGAUGACGCGUGAACGCGCAGCGCGAGCCCGCGUCCAACCGGUCCACUUUCGGCCAUCGAGGAUCAACAAGUCGUCCACCUGCGGGGGAGAAGGACUCAUGACGGCCCGCGGCCUCAGCUACAUGCGCACGGCGCUCAAGACCGGGCUUUGCAACCGCCUGCAGGCCAAGGCGUGUGCUUCGGCCUCUCGUCAACGGAAGUCCGCGUACACUACUCACCAGAUGAUUCCUCCACCGGCACAAUAUGGAGGCAGGCACACCGUCACGCUGAUUCCCGGAGACGGCAUCGGGCCUGAGCUGGUCAACCACGUGCAGGAGCUGUUUCGGUUCUGUUGUGUUCCCGUGGACUUUGAGGUUGUCAAUGUGGACUCGUCCGCGGCCUCGGAGGAUGACAUCAACAAUGCCAUUAUGGCAAUCAGGCGCAAUGGAGUUGCACUCAAAGGUAAUCUUGAGACCAACCACAAUUUACCCCCCUCCUACAAAUCCAGAAACAACCUGCUCCGAACCACUUUGGAUCUGUACGCCAACGUGAUGCACUGCAGGUCUCUGCCCGGCGUGCCGAGCCGACAUCACGACAUCGACAUCCUGAUCAUCAGAGAGAACACAGAGGGCGAGUACAGCAGCCUGGAACAUGAGAAUGUUCCAGGAGUGGUGGAAUGUCUGAAGAUCAUCACCAGGAGCAAAUCUUUACGCAUCGCCGACUACGCCUUCAGAACAGCUUGCGAGAAAGGUCGUAGACGAGUGACCGCCGUGCACAAGGCCAACAUCAUGAAGUUGGCCGACGGCCUCUUCCUGGAGUGCUGUCAGGAGGUUGCUCGCGGUUACCCGGAGAUCGCCUUUGACAGCAUGAUUGUGGACAACACCACCAUGCAGCUGGUUUCCAGGCCACAGCAGUUCGAUGUGAUGGUCAUGCCCAACCUGUACGGCAGCGUGGUGAGCAACAUAUGCGCCGGGCUGGUGGGCGGACCGGGCCUGGUGCCUGGAGCCAACUACGGUCGGGACUACGCUGUGUUUGAGACGGGCACCAGGAACACGGGCAGGAGCAUCGCCAACCGCAACACUGCCAACCCCACCGCCAUGCUUCUGGCUUCCUGUCUGCUGUUGGAUCACCUCAAGCUCCGCGCGUACGCCGCCAUGAUCCGCAGGGCCGUCCUGGGCACCGUCACCGACGCUCGGCUGCACACGCAGGACCUGGGUGGGCAAGGCUCCACGUCCGAAGUGGUCCACUUCAUCAUGAAGGCCAUUCAGAGCACCGGGCCGCUCACGGUGAGCGUCUAGAACGCCCGAAAACGAGCUUUGCUAGUUCAACGAAUUCAAGCUCACUGUUUUUGCUCGUGUCCAGCUGAGCCUUUCAUCAAACUCUUGCCUCUUGUUUUACAAAUUAGGGGUGUCAAAACCUAUUUUGGUUGCGGGUCACGUCGGAGUUCUGUUGAGGGGAAAACCAUAUAUAAAAGUAAAGUCACCUUAAAUGCACAAUCACAUUCGACUGCUAUAUAUAUUGAUGUUUUUAACAACACAUUAAAUUUGAGAGAUGUUCUGCCCAAAUGCAAAGAACAAACCCAUAUCGCAAGAAAGAAGUAAACACUCUCGAUCCACUUUAGCGGGCCACAUAGAGUGAUGCAGCGGGCCAGAUCUGGUCCCCGAGCUGCGGGUUUGAUACUGGUUUUAUGAUAGUAUUGUUUACUUCAGCAUUUAUUGUGAUCCAAAUAUUUGUAAAUGAAUACAUAAUAGUGUAUAUCAGCACUUUGUAAUAAAGCAGAUGAGUUUUGAAGAGAGGCACACGUGCUGCACUGGCAUGUGUCAACCACCAGGAGGCCACGUCGCUGCGAACUAGUUUUUCAAUGAUCUGAUGAAACUUGGAGAGAUUCCAUUGUUUAGAUUGAGUUCGGAAUAAAUCCAAAUGCAUCAUAA
Phycodurus eques (leafy seadragon) is the source of this 1944-nucleotide messenger RNA. RefSeq names its product isocitrate dehydrogenase [NAD] subunit gamma, mitochondrial-like. The coding region runs from base 10 to 1311 and encodes 433 amino acids. The transcript is spliced from 12 exons. Gene Ontology annotation, cellular component: mitochondrion. Gene Ontology annotation, biological process: isocitrate metabolic process; tricarboxylic acid cycle. NCBI's taxonomy places the organism in Eukaryota, Metazoa, Chordata, Actinopteri, Syngnathiformes, Syngnathidae. Gene Ontology annotation, molecular function: magnesium ion binding; oxidoreductase activity, acting on the CH-OH group of donors, NAD or NADP as acceptor; NAD binding. The record is from RefSeq and is a predicted model, not a curated record.